Messenger RNA from Suillus bovinus, 1658 nucleotides. RefSeq lists its product as uncharacterized. The coding region runs from base 328 to 1557 and encodes 409 amino acids. The transcript is spliced from 7 exons. Gene Ontology annotation, cellular component: intracellular anatomical structure. Gene Ontology annotation, biological process: carbohydrate metabolic process. NCBI's taxonomy places the organism in Eukaryota, Fungi, Basidiomycota, Agaricomycetes, Boletales, Suillaceae. The record is from RefSeq and is a predicted model, not a curated record.
AUGAAGCUCGUUUGACCGUUGAUACUGCGGUUGACUAUUAUGAUCGGUUGAUCAUGAUCCGAAGAAUAUAUCCCCGAAUCAACAAACGUGUCAAAGCCGUUCAGAUCUGUCAAAGCGUGUCUAGAAUGAAACAGGGUGGUGCCUCUCUUUAUCUCCCUUUGACAAAAAAACUGCUGCGUACAAGGCUUUUGAAGGCUGGCAAGGCAUCAAACCUGCCCAUCGACAAUGAGCCACAAUGGGUCUAUCCUCUACGUUUUGCGAACGUUCUGCUGUCUUAAAAAAGCUGAUCAGGGAUGCAGGGAACGGUAACGAUACCUAUCCCACAGAAUGCCCGUCCCUAGCGCCACUACCGAUGAAUAUCUUCACCAUCCGCAAAAACCCCGUCGGACCGAAUGGCAGGGUACUUACCCUAUCUCAAGGGAGGACAAGAUUAAGUUAGACCUAUGGAUGAGCACCCACUAUGAGGCCCUACCUGAGCCCUCUUCCAACGAGGCAAAGGAAAUGGGGGUAGUCCCUUCGUUUCCUUACAAGGAUGUCCCGAUCUAUGGCGAUACAGCUGAUAUUAUGGCAUUGUAUUUUCGUGGCGUUUGGGGUUGCUUGCUCACCCCUAAGAAUGUCAGCGACCUGGUAGAUACGACUGGCAUUCGUUACCAUGCCUGGGUCGCCACUAAGAAAGUGCUCGAAACAUAUCCACAAGGCUCGAAUGCGUUCUAUGUGAGGCGUGUCCUUCGACAAUUCCUUUUUGAACUCGGUCUGGCCAUGUUAGGCGCCGUCCAGGGCCCUGUAGUGAUAUUCGUAGAUUCGCGCUUUCACAACAGCAAGGCUGCCAUGGUGGACGAAGCCCGCGCCCUCGUUGACCUUUUUGACCGAGCUGAUGUCCGACGAUGGAGAGUUGUCAUCACGCUGCCAGCAACAGAAGACGGUAUCCGUGCUGCGUACGAACUCACCAACAAAUACUCAAUAGGUAUACAUCUCUCAAUGGUGACCUGCCUUGCACAUACUCGCGCCUGCAUCGAAGCCGGAGCGACCAUGCUGAGUAUGAAUCUCGCUCCAAUCAUGACAUGGUUCGAGAAGAAAGACAGGGUCGAAGUCGAACACCCAAUUGCUCCCGGUCAUCCUGGCAUUAAGAAAAUUCAAUCAUGUAUCAAUUACAUCCGCCAAAACUCUUUGAACACUUCUCUGCUAGUAGCUGACAUUCGGGAUUGGGAUGAAUUGAAGCAAUUGAGUGGGAUUGACGCCGUCGCGCUGAAUAAAAAACUGCUCGAUCAGAUUUCCAUGCUUGGGCUUACGACCUGGUUUCCGGAAAUCUUGGAAGACUACGAGGUUUCACCUGUCUAUCGAGAAGCCAAGCGUCCUUCCGACUUCCUGAAUCACGAGAGAGGUUUUGGAAUGACUUUAUCCGCUGGGGAUCGUAGCCUUAUGUCGUCUGUGGUUUACAUUCAGCUUGGACAGAACAAAGUUUUCAUGGAGAAGAUUGAAGAUAUCAUCAGAAAAGAAGUCAAUGAGCGCCUCUACGUCGACGCCUUCGAUCCGCAACCCUACUCUAUAUGGCGGUAAAGAGGGGAGCGAAAAUACAACAUGCACCGGGACAGCUUCUCCAGGAAAAAAAACCAGGUUCCGAGACGUCCUAUGACCCUGAGAACUACGAUAAAGGAGGU